Molecule: messenger RNA, 12175 nt
Organism: Entelurus aequoreus (snake pipefish)
Lineage: Eukaryota; Metazoa; Chordata; Actinopteri; Syngnathiformes; Syngnathidae
Gene: sptbn5
Product: spectrin, beta, non-erythrocytic 5
Exons: 78
Coding region: 1-11814 (3937 amino acids)
Biological process (GO): actin cytoskeleton organization
Cellular component (GO): cell junction; cortical actin cytoskeleton; plasma membrane
Molecular function (GO): actin filament binding
Source: RefSeq, a predicted model, not a curated record
AUGGACGGGGACGAGGACGGAGCCGGGCGGGUUCGAGAACUCCAAGAGCAGAGGAUGGCGGUCCAGAAGAAGACCUUCACCAAGUGGAUGAACAGUGUCUUCUCCAAGAACGGGGAGGACAUGGAGCUGACGGAUGUUUACCAGGAGCUCAAGACCGGCGUGGCCCUGAUCCGCCUGCUGGAGCUCAUCGCCGCGGAGAAGCUGCCGCCGCCCAGCCGCCGCCGGCUGAGGGUCCACUUCCUCGAGAACAACGGCGUCGCCAUCAACUUCCUGAAGACCAAGAUUCGAGUGGAUCUGAUCGGUCCGGAGAACGUGGUGGACGGUGACCGCACCCUGAUCCUGGGUCUGCUCUGGAUCAUCAUCCUCCGGUUCCAGAUUGGACGCAUAAACCUGGACGAGGUGGGGGGCGGAGCCAGCAGCGUCCAGCGCUCGGCAAAGGAGGCGCUGCUGAUCUGGUGCCAGAGGAAGACCUCGGGCUACGCCGGUGUUGACGUGAGGGACUUCUCUUCCAGCUGGAAGGACGGUCUGGCCUUCAACGCCCUCAUCCACGCCCACAGACCCGACCUGCUGGACUACAACCGCCUGCGUGGCGACCAGGCCCGCGCCAACCUGCAGCAGGCGUUCGAGGUGGGCGAGCGGGCGCUGGGCAUCAUGCAGCUGCUGGAGGUGGAGGACAUCUUGGUGUCUCAGGACGACAAGUCCAUCAUGACCUACGUGUCCCUGUACUACCACUACUUCUCCAGGACCAAGCACGAGCACACCCUCCAGAAGAGGCUCGCCAAGAUCGUGGGCUUGCUGAUGGAGCUGGACGCCAUGAAGGUCCACUACGGGGCCAUGGUGUGUGAUCUUCUGCAAUGGAUCCAGAUGACGGUGCUGCGCCUCAACGACAGAACCUUUCCCAACUCGGUGAGAGAUCUGCAGGUGCUCAUGGCGGCCUUCAAGACCUACAGGAUGCUGGAGAAACCUCCCAAAUAUCAGGAACGUGGAGCCAUCGAAGCCCACUUGUUCAGUCUGAGGACCCAGCUGGCCGCCAACAACCAAAGGGCCUACGCGCCCCCAGAAGGUAAAACCCUCAGCGACAUCGAGAGAGCUUGGAGUCUUUUGGAGAAAGCGGAGCACGAGCGAGAACAAGCCCUGCAGGAGGCGCUGCGGCGCCUGGAGAACUUGGAGCAACUGGCCCAAAAGUUUGAGAGAAAGGCCGCUCUGAGGGAGGGUUAUCUGGAGGACACGCUGCGUCUGAUCCGCAGGCAGGACUUCAGAGGUCUGAGCACCCUGGAAGAGGCCCAGGCGGCCAGGAGGCGUCUGGAGGCCCUCGCCACCGACGCCCAGGCCAGGGAGCCUCGGUUCUCCGCCCUCAAAGACAUGGCAGACACCAUCAGGAGGGAAAAGUACCACAGCAAGGAGCGCAUCGUCAGGAGAGAGGAGAACAUCAACGGGCGCUGGCGGGAGCUGCUGCUGCAGCUGCAGGAGCAGAGGGAGCUGCUGGGGAACGUGGCCUCCACCCUCAGCAUCCUGAGAGACGUCACUGUCGUCUCCCAGGCGCUGAAAGACCUCCACGCCAGAGCCACCUCCUCGGAGCUGGGCAAACAGCUGACGGAGGUGGAGGCGCUCCUCCGGCAGCACCACCUCCUGCAAGCUCAAGUCUCCGCGCACGGCGACACAAUCGGCGCCAUCAGCGGCGCCGCGCUCAAAGGAAACACCAGAGGUGAUCAGCAGAUUCAGAGCCGAGUGAGAGCGCUGGAAACGCAAUAUAAAUCUUUGAUGGCGCACAGCAGCAGCAGGAGGAUCCUGCUGGAGGCUCAGCGCAGACUCUUUGAAUUCUUCCAUGACUGUGAGGACCUGGAGGCGUGGCUUUACGAUCGCUGGCUGCAGCUGCAGGCUGCGACGUUGGGACGAGACCUGAACCACGUGCAGCUGGCCCAGCACAAGCACAAGGCGCUGGAGGCGGAGCUUCAAGCUCAGGAGUUUGUGUAUCAGCGUCUUCUGAGUCGAGGUCAUGACAUUUCCACCAAGCAGAGUCCAGCAAACCUGCGUACCAUCCACAAGUGGAUCAGAACCUUGAAGAAACUCUGGACUCACCUGAGUGCUGAGACCAGUUCACAUCGUCAGAGACUGCAGGCGGCAGCCGCCAUCAAACAGUACUUUGCAGACGUGGACGAGGCUAACUCUUGGCUGAGCGACAAAAAGCCGCUUUUGACCAGUGAGGAUUACGGGAAGGAUGAGUCUAGCUCGGCGGCACUGCUACAGCGCCACCUGCGCUUGGACAAAGAAAUGGCGGCCUACACAGUAGAAAUCAAGAGGCUGUCGGAGCAGGCGAGGAACACGGCGCAGCUGACUGAGUUUACCGUGCAGCCCCAGCCUGGUCACGUGAUCCAAUACAGCGACUCAUCUGAUGAUGAAGAUAGUCCAGAAGUGAUCAAAAGUGGAAGGGGUUCUGCGAACGAGGGAACCAAGGCUAAGGUUCGCUUUAGAUACAGCCGAGGUCAGUUUCCCUUGGACCGCAAUGAAACAGUCAGCAUCAUCAGCACCAACCCGGAUGACGACAGAGUUUUGGUCAGAGAUGCUAGAGGACACCAGCAGCUCGUCCCCAAGACAUACCUGGCGGAGCUUCCAGUGCUGGCUCCUCCCAUCUCACCCGCAUCGACCAAUGGCGCCGCAGACAAACAGAACAAGAAGCUAAGCCGUCCCAGGCACAGUCGCUCCAUGCGCCGCGGCACAGCUGAGAUCCAAACAACAUGGCUGCCAGACCCUCAGUACCAGAGAGAUACUGUGGAACAGACGCAGGCUCGGCUGGACCAGGACUUUAAGACUCUGUGCGGCUUGAUCCAGUCCAAGUUAAAGGUUCUGGAGGAGGUGUUGCUCCUGCAUCGCUUCUCCAACAGCUGCCAGGAGUUUGAGUCAUGGAUGGAGGACAAGGAGAACGUCCUCAACACCUUCCACAUGCAGGCUGACCACAUGGAUGUUUUGCAGGCCAAAUACGAGAACUUUGUGACGGAGCUGAUGAGUGGGCGUGGCCAGCUGGAUGACAUCAGCAAAAUGGCACAGCAACUGGUCAAAAGCCGGCACAGCAAACACAGAGAGGUCCAGACCCGCCAUGCCAGCAUUUCUAGCAGGUGGGACAGGAUCCAGCAUCGAAAGGACGAGAAGGCGCGUGAGCUGCUGAGCACGGCCGAUGUGCGCUCCUUCCUGCAGAGCUGCCAGGAAGCCCGGAUGCAGCUGCAGGCUCAGUUGGAACAGCUGGAUAACGUGCACGUGCACGUGGGCGGUGGCAUGUUCACGCUGCUGACCGACCAGCAAAACCAGGCUGACGUGGUCCGAGACAUCAGGAUGCUGGAGGGCAAGAUUGCCUACCUGAGGGGCGUGGCCAAGAUGAAGCAAGACUGCAGUCCAGCAGAGAGUGCGGCCAUUAUGGAAGAGGUGCGAGGUCUGGAGAUACUUUUGAAGCAGCUGAAGAGUCGGGCUGCUGAUCAUCAGCGCCUCCUGGAUGAGGCCCAACGGCUGCACAGCUUCCAGCAGGAGGCCAAGGAGCUGCAGCGCUGGGUGACCGCCAUCCAGGACCGCCUGCUCCAGGAAGAGGUGGCGACUGACGUGGGCUCAGCAGUCGCCCUGCUGGAGGAGCACAAGGAGAUCUUGCUGGAAAUGGAGGAGCACAAGAGGAAACUGAAGGAGUUGGAGACUUUAAGCGAGUCUCUACAUCGGUCAGACAGAAAAUCUGCCAGAGUCAACGUCCGACAAGUCAUUGACGAGCUGAAAGCUGAUUGGUCCGAGCUGAAGCACCUGUGGACCAAUAGGAAGCAGCGUUUGGACCAGCAAGUGGACCUACAAAGACUGAACCAGGAGGGAGACCGGAUUGAGGCGGCGCUGUCUGGACACCAAACCCGACUCGGGGUCAAAGAUGUUGGGGACUCGGUGGACGCAGUGGAUAGUCUGAUGGCUCGGCAGGAGGAGCUGGAAGGUCUCCUAAAGGCUUUGGACCAGCGCGUGGAGCAGUUCUCCAAGCGCAGCCAGGAGCUCAUUAGCCAGGAACAUUACGCUGCUAUUCAUAUCCAGCAGAGGAACAGAAACAUCCAGAAGAACAACAGGAAGUUGAAGGAGAGCAUCAGUGAGAGGCGAAGUCGGCUGCUGGCCUCCAAAAAAUAUCAGGAGUUCCACAGGGACGCAGACGAGUUGUUGUUGUGGAUGGAGGAGAAGCUCAAGGUGGCCGAGGACGAAUCGUACCGUGAGCCCGCCAACAUCCUGUCCAAGCUCAAGAGACAUGAGGCGGCCGAGCGCGAGAUGCAGGCCCACCAGGUGUGGCUGGAGAGACUGGUGCAGCUGGGGCGCGACAUGCCCGCAGAUGAGCGAGAUAACAGCGCGAGCAUCGGCAGGAAGUCCACUCAACUCAGCAGCCGCUGGAAGCGUCUCCAGGACAAGAUGGCCGACCGCGGCGCCAGGCUGAGGCAGGCGGGCCAACAGGAGCAGCUGAUGGAGCUUCUGAAGGACGCCAAGGUAAAGAUCGAGUCUAUUCAGUGGAUGCUCACCAACGCCGCCAAAGGGCACGAUCUCCGCUCCAGCCGACAGCUGCUCAAGGAGCAUCAACAGCUGGAGCAGGAUGCCAAGGAGCUGGCGGAGAAGAUCAACGCCAUUGUGGGCAGAGCCCAACAUCUGGCGUCCAACCACUUUGACUCGUACCGCAUCCUGCAGGAGACUGACACCUACCUGAGCCUGUUCAAGUCCCUUCAGAAGCCGCUGGAUCGGCGGCGGGCUCAGCUGGAGGCUUUGGUGCUGCUCUUUGAGUUUUAUCAUGACGUGGACCUGGAGCUCAGCUGGAUUUCGGAACAUGUGCCCGCUGGAGGGUCUACAGGAUAUGACAAGUCUUUGGCAGGCGCCGUCAGCCUCAUGCAAAAACAUAAGGAGCUGCAGGCUGAGAUGAACGCCCACUCUAAGCACCUAAACUACAUUCUAAAGAAGGGGCGGGACCUGGCCAAGUCUAGCCAAUCACAUGCAGAGGAAAUCCUUAAAAGGUGCAGACACCUGAGUGACGAGUGGGCGGAACUUGAGGAAGAGUGCAACAGGAGAGCAGCCCACCUGAGCAAAGCCAUCACCCGCGAGCAGCUGCUGUUGGACUGUUCUGAGCUGGAGGCCCGACUCAGCGAGGCUUUGGACAUGGUCAGCCUGGAUGACUUCGGCAAAGACCAGCUGGCCACGCAGAGUCUCAUCAGCAAGCAUCAGGUUCUGCAGGCACAGCUGGAAGUUCUGCAGGUGGAGGUGGACCAGUUAGAGGACCAGGUGGACCAGGCGCUUCAGAACUGGGAUCUGGAGGAGCUGAGAAAACCUUUGAGCCGCCUGCGCAAUGUCAACCAGCAGCUGCAACACCAGGCGACGCUCAGAGGUCAAAGGCUAAAAGAAGUCCUGCACAUGCAUGAGUUCAGACGGGAGGCGUCUGAGUUGGAGGAGUGGCUGCACCAGCACAGGCAGACGGCAGAGUCUCAGGAUGUGGGUAGGGACUACCCGCAGGUUCAGCUGCUCUGCAGGAGGUUCGAAGCGUUGCUCAAGCAGCUGGAGGUGGCCGAAGAGCGAGUGCACAUGUGCGGCGACCUCGCCGCCCGGCUCAUCACCAGCAAACACCCGCAGAGCGCCGCCGUGAAGGAGGCGAUGCAGGAGCUCAUUGCAUGCUGGGAGGACCUGAAGACCGCGGCCAAGGACCGUAAGAGCCAACUGCACAGAGCGGAGGAAUGUCAUCGCCUGUGCCAAGACCUGAACGAUGCUCUGACACGCAUCCAGGAACGGAAGAAGAGCAUCCCAGACGACAUAGCGAAGGACUUGCGGGGAGUGAUGUCCCAGCUCAGGAAACACGAGGCUCUCCUCCAUGAACUGGCCACCACCGAGCAACAGCUUCAGGAGCAGCUGGACGCUGUGGACAGCAUCCUGGACCUCUGCUCGCCGCAGCUGAAGCUCCGUCUACAGGACGUGCAGCAAGAAGUGGUUGAGCAGUGGGAGGGGCUACGUUUUCACACUGAGCAAAGGGAGGUGGAGCUAAAGCUAGCGUGCCAGAGAUACCUGUUUCUUAACACGGCGCAGGACUACCUGUUGUGGUGUAGUCAGCUCAUCGUCUCCAUGGCCGCCGAGGAGAGCAUCAGCGACGUGGCAACAGCCGACCUCCAGCUAGCUCAGCACCAGCAGCUGUGGGCGGAGAUGGAAGCCCGACAGGAAGUGUACCAGCAGGCCUUGGACAUGGGGGAGGAGCUACAACGGCAGGACAGAAGCAACAGGAAGGAGGUGCUGGACAAGCUGGAGGCCUUGCAGACCGAACGAGAGAAGCUGGAGGAGAAUUGGAACCAAAAACAGGGAUGGCUGGAGAACGUCCACCUGGAGCAGAUCUUCUACAGGGACGUCAGCAGCAUGGACAAGACGUGCAGCUCACAGGAGGUGCUCUUGAAGAACAGCAGUCUGGGAAACACGGCGGACGAGACAGAAGGUUUGAUCAAACAUCAUGAAGCUUUUGAGAAGCUGCUCACCUCCCAGGAGGACAAGCUGUCAACACUGAAGGACCUGGCCAGUCGACUGAAGAUGAAGCUCAGCAGAGAGAAAAGUGGGCGUGUCCAAAGCAAAUUGAAAGCCCUCCUGCAGAGGCGUGAAAGGAUCAAAGAGCUGUCCGUUAAACGCAGGGAGGAGCUAGAACUUUCCUGGCUGCUGUGCAUCUUCAACCGAGACGUUGCCGAGGCGGAGGCGUGGGUGAGUGAGCGCACCCUCAAACUGUCCGACGACGGAAAAGCCGACCUGAGCAACCUGCAGACCAAGAUGAAGCUCCUGCAGAAGCAUCAGGUGUUCGAGGCCGAGAUCCUGGCGCACGGUGAGGUCAUCAGUAGCGUACAGCAGGCCGGCGAAAAACUGGUCUCUCUUCACCACCCGAGGUCCAAGGAGGCCAGGAGGAGCGCUCAGGUUUUAGAGCGCCACUGGGAGGAGCUGAAGACGGCUGUGGCCACGCGAGGGAAACUUCUGGAAGACAGCAGAGACUUCCUGGAGUUCCUGCAGAAGGUGGAGGAGGUGGAGGCCUGGAUUCGCCACAAGGAAGUGAUGGUCAACGUGGGAGACGUGGGGAAGGACUAUGAACAUGGACUUGAGCUUUUGAAGAAACUCGGCGAGUUCCGGGGAAAAGGAAGCGAGGGCAUGUUUGAUUCCCAGGGCGUGACAGUAGACGACGCGCACAUCACCGCAAUCGACCGGCUGGCCGCCCGACUGGAGAAGAGACAGAGCGCUGAUGAGCUCCACACCGUCAGGCAGAGGAGACGCCAACUCAACGACAGAUGGACUAAGUUCCAUGUGGAUCUUAACGUCUACAAGAGGAAGCUGGAGAUGGCGCUGGUGGUCCAUGCGCUCAUCAGAGAGCUGGAGGAGGUCCGAGACCGAGCCAACGAGAAGCUGAUGCCUCUGCUGGACCAGGAUUGUGGUGUGGAUGUUGAGAGCGUGGAGAACCUGAUCAGGCGACACGAGGAGACCGAGAGGGAGACCAAGGUCAUCCAGGAGAAAUCAAAGGUUCUAGACAAAGAUGUCCGCCACCACUUGAAGCUUCAGUCUGUGAUGAGCAAGAAGCUGGAAGACAAACAGGAGAAGCUUCACAAGGCUCUAACAGAUCUAGACAACGAGGUGAACAACAGGAAGCAAAAACUUCAGGAGGCUCAUCAGCUGCACCUCUUUAAGGCGAACCAGCGCCUCCUGCUGGACUGGACCCUCAAACAAAGCAGUGAACUGGCUGAGAAAGGUCUCCCAAAGACCCGAGCAGAGGCUGACCGCCUCAUUGUGGAGCACCAGGACCGUAAGACGGAGAUUGACACCCGGACCGAGCGUGUCGAGUCUGUCCGAGACUUUGGGCUCAGUCUGAUCCGGUCAGGCCCCAGCUGGAAGGCAGAAAUUCAGAAGGCUCUCAGCCAGUUAGAAGAUGCCAAAGAUGGAUUGGACCGAGCCUGGCAGAACCGCAGCACAAUGCUGGAGCAGGCGCGCUCACUGCAGGUUUUUCUGGCUUCAGUCGAGCAGUGUGAGAGUUGGAUUAGUAACAAGGAAGCAGUCCUGGCCAAUCAGGACCUUGGGAGCUCCGUCACCGAGGUGGAGACCCUGCAGAGGAAGCACGUUCAGUUUGAGGAGGCUCUGGAGGCUCAGCUGGACCAAGUGGACCAGGUGGAGAAACUGGCACAGAAGAUGACCCAGCAGAAACACUUUGAUUCUGACAACAUCAGAGCAAAAACCAAAAUGCUCGUUGCUAGGCGGAGUCAUCUGCAGCAGCAGACCAGGUCUCGUCAGGAAGCUCUGCAACGGUCACUGCAGCUACAGCACUUCCUGUCCAACAGCUACCAGGUGUGUGUGUGGCUGAACGAGCGUCAGGCAGUGGCGUCGGAUGAGAGCUGGAGAGAACCAACCAACCUUCAGGCCAAAGUGUUGAAACAUCAAAGUUUCGAAGCUGAGCUCUUGGCCAACCGCUACCGAGUGGACGCUCUCAUGAAGGAAGCCGACAAGCUGCUACCCGACGGUGGUGCUGCCGAGGCUAAGGUGCCUCUUCGUCUCAAGGAGCUGACGGAGGGCUGGGGCGGUCUACUGAGGAGCUGUGAGGAGAAAAAGAACCGACUGCAGGAGGCGUAUCAGGCGCUGCAGUUCCAGCGCUCCCUGGAUGACAUGGACGAGUGGGUGGAGUCAGUAGAGAGGGGUGUGGCCAAUGAGGACUGCGGGAGUGACCUACCUUCAGUCAACACCCUGCUGAAGACGCUGCAGAGUCUGGAGGACGAGGUGGACGGACUGCGAGACAGACUGCAGAGUUUUGUGGAGACGGUGGAGAAGUUCCACUCGGAGGGGAACUUCCGAGCACAGGAGCUCCAGAACCGAGUUUCCAACAUCGUCCACAGGUAUAACAGCCUGUCGCAGCCCCUGCAGAGUCGCAGGGAGACCCUGGAGGCCUGGCAGGUUCUUUUUCAGUUCACCAGAGACCAGGAGGAAGAACUGGACUGGCUCAGACAGCGACUGGCCACUGUUUCGUCCACAGACUGCGGAGGCUCUUUGAGCAGCUCCCAGCAGCUCCUCAGCAAGCACCAGGUGGUCGUGCAGGAACUCUCCAGCCGCGCCCCUUUACUCCAAGCAGUUGUGGAGGCCGGGCACAGCUUGGUCAGAGGUCGCCACUUUGCUUCGCAUGACAUCCAGGAACGUCUGGAUGAGAUCAAGCGUGUCCACGAGGAGGUGAAGACAGAGGCGGCGAAAAGGGGGAAGCUCCUCCAGGAGGCGCUCAGCAUCCACGCCUUCCUCACCGAGCUGUGCGAGCUGCAGCUGUGGCUGGACGAGCAGCAGGGGGUGCUCGAGUCUUACGACAGUGGGCGGAGUCAGGAGGCCACAGAGGCCCUGCUGAGGAGGCUAGACUCGGUGGACGUGGAGCUGGAGAACCACAGGAGGACUUUCGACCGACUGCAGGACAGAGGAGACACCCUGCAACACCUCGGCCAUCCCAACAGCCACAUGGUCGGCCGGUCUCUGCCGGCUGUGUCUGAGCUCUUCCAGGCAUUUGGGCGACUUUGUCGGUCUCGCCGUGGCGCUCUGGAGGACCAGCUACGUCUGUUUGUGUUUGACAGAGAGGCCAAAGAACUCCGGACAUGGCUGAACUCCAAAAAGACGCUGGUGGACUCGGUGGACUGUGGACAAGACCUGGAGGAUGUGGAGGUUCUUCAAAAGAAGCUGGAGGUUCUGGUGUCAGAAGUCUCAGGUCUGGGUCGCAGUCGCUUGGCCUCCGUGCAGCAGCUUGGUCGAGGACUGCAGCAGGACAGCCAGGCCCGCAGGAGGGACGAGGCUCUCAGUCAGCUGUGGGAUGACCUUAAUGCUGCCAUCAGAACCAGAGAACAGAACUUGCAGUCAGCCAGAGAGAUUCACCAGUUUCACCACGAUGUGGACGAGCUGAAGAGCUGGAUGGCCGAGAAGGAGGCCGUACUGGACUCAGACGACCAGGACCAGGACCUUCACGGCAUCCACACUCGGCUGCAGCAACACGAGGCGCUCGAGAGAGACCUGCUCCUGAUUUCUGGAGAGGUGACCAGGACCACAGACGAGAGUCGGACUUUAAGCGCUCGUCAUCCCCAGGCCCGGGCGGCUGUGACACGCAGGCUCGACGAACUGCAGUCCUGCUGGAUCGCCAUCCAGGACAAGGCUAGCCGGCGCCGCGCCAUGCUGGGCGAGGCCGAGGACGUCCAGAAGUAUUUGUCCCUCUGGACCGAGCUCAUGACGUGGCUGCGGGAGAUGUUGGUGCUGGUUAGCGGGGAGGCGGCGGAGGGGAGUGACCUGGAGGAGUUAAUGAAGAGACACCAGGAAUACAAAGUCCAGAUGGAGAGACUGGUCAUCCGGUGUCAGGAGGUGAAAGGUGAUGGCUGGCGCCUCCUCGAGGACCGAACCUUCAUGUCCAAAGAGGUGGAGGGGCGUGUCCGUGAGCUGGAAGAGCUGGAGCGCCGUGUGGAGGAGACCUGGGAGGACACCCGUCAGCUGUACGAGGAAGAGCUGGAGGUGAAGCUCCUGCAGAAGGAACUGGAACAGGCCGAGCGCUGGCUCAGCUCCUACGAGGAGACUCUGACGGACCACCGCUAUGGGGACUCCCUGUCAGAUGUUGUGGAUCUCCUGAAGAGGCAGGAGGACGUGGAGGCCAUGAUCCAGGCCCAGAGUGAACGAUUCGGCGCCCUCCACAAGAAGACCACCCAGAGAGAAAGGAGGCUCGCUCUCCGAGAAAAGGAGGAGAAGGAUCUCCCCCGGACGAGACCGCCUGCCAGAGUUUCAUCCCUCCGUAAGACCUCGGAUCUUAGGAGUUCUCAGAGCGACACAAAGAGGCACAAAGACCGCUGGACCGGACUACUCCCUGACUCCUCCAGCAGCAGGAGAAAAUAUCACAAGGAGGAGGAGGAGGAGGAGGACCACAAUCGGGAUGGAAGAAGCCCAGCACCAAACGCCUCUACCCUGAGACCUCCUGAACACUGUUCCUACUCCAAAGUCAAACCUCUUUUGCCUCCAAAGCCCGGCUUGUCUCCUCCUCCAAACCAACCAGCCGGCGGCCGACUUCCUGACCUGCUGCGUCCCGCCGCCAAGGUGGAUCCUGUGUCAUGUGACCGUCCUUCUGCGGGGGCGGAGCUUCCUCAAGCACCUCAGCAGCCACGAAGGGACGACGAAACAGAAGAAGACGACGUAGAAGAAGAAGAAGAAGAAGAAGAGUCCACAGCUGAGGCAACCCACACACUGGAGGGAACGCUGGAGAUCAAGAUGAAGCGUGGCGGGAGCACGGGUCGCACUCGGGCCCACUUGGACCACUGGGAGGAGGUCUUCGCUGUCGUGGAGGGAAACACGCUGCACCUGUACCAGGACCGUGCGGCGGCCGCUCAGGGAACCUCUAGGUGGCCUCCUGUCAGCUUGCUGGGGGCCGUCUGCAAGGAGGACCCUCACCUCAGAAGCAAAGAGAACACCUUCAAAGUCCUACUGGACGAAGGUGCGCAGUAUUUGUUUGCGGCGUCCACACGUGACCUCCAGCAGCUUUGGUUGAAGACGCUGCAGACUCUUUCUGGACUGGACGGAGAUGACUCGGAUGACUCGUGGAGUGUUGGCCGCAAGAGACAAACGUCCACGGAGAGUCAGCCCCCGCCCAAACCCCCGCACACCCUCCACCAGGACCACGUCAGUCCAGGCGGCCGAGACCAGGUCCUCAGGAAAGACCCGCCUCCUUCAGAGGCUCCGCCCCCGGCCCCUCGCACCCGGGUCCUGCAGGUCCCGGACGACAACGGGAGCAAGACCAGGAAGGGCGUCUUCCGGAAGUUUUUCCCCAAGAAGUGAACCCCCCAAGGAAAUGUUUAUGCUAACGAUCAAUCUGUCAAUCAUCUUAGACACACACACACACACACACACACACACACACACACACACACACACACACACACACACACACACACACACACACACACACACACACACACACACAGUGAUUACAGUCACCUUUCAAGCCAAUCAUCUGCACCGGUCCUAAUCAAGUCAAUGACGUCAGAGAGCGACGAGCUGCUGUUCACUUUUUCCACCACAAGAUGUCGCCAUCGGUCUGUGCCCGCUGGCCUUCAUACUUCAUGACGUCACAAGGCGGGGAAAAAGGGUUUCAUUGCUGCUCCAGCAGAAAUGAAUCAUCAAUAAAUGUGUUGACAAA